CGCUUGAAGUUCGCCUGGACUGUCGAUGCCUUGGGCUUGAGCAGCCUGGCCAUGACCGACCUGGAGUCACCUAACAUUCUUCUCUUUUCUCCCGCUAACCAUACUAUCGCGCUUCACCCUUUCUACUCUCAACCCGAGAAGAUGGGAAAUUUGAAAAAGCCCCAGAUUACCGACUUUCUAAUUGAUGCCGUUAAUGGAAGAAUAUCAAUGUAUGGUGGACGGGGAUGGUUGGUUGCUAUACGUCGCUUCCUCUUUGACUUUCGCAGUGCUUGCAUAAACAUGAUCCAAACGUCACCACUCAUUGCCUUGAUAACAUUUGGCGUCCCUCUGAGCUGUCUAUCUUGCCUUGUGUACUGCAUCUGCUGCGCACCAGGCGACGAUUUAAAUAUUCCUGAGGGAACUUUGUCAGCCAUUGGACCAGAGGCUAGGAGAGCUCGAUUGCUUGCUAGAAGACAAACGGAAGAACAGCCAACUUCAGCCAAGUAUGAAGAUACCUCUAGAGCAAGGUCUAUAUACAGUCGGAAUGCGGCACAAACCAAAGUUGUAGAGCCUACAAAUGAGGAACCGAAUCCAACAGUUUUCGAGGAGUCAAGGAAAGAUCGAUGA
Messenger RNA from Rodentolepis nana, 606 nucleotides. The record is from the annotation of a GenBank genome assembly. Lineage: Eukaryota; Metazoa; Platyhelminthes; Cestoda; Cyclophyllidea; Hymenolepididae.